Molecule: messenger RNA, 3579 nt
Organism: Chelmon rostratus (copperband butterflyfish)
Lineage: Eukaryota; Metazoa; Chordata; Actinopteri; Chaetodontiformes; Chaetodontidae
Gene: nherf2
Product: Na(+)/H(+) exchange regulatory cofactor NHE-RF2
Exons: 6
Coding region: 671-1930 (419 amino acids)
Biological process (GO): protein localization to plasma membrane
Cellular component (GO): apical plasma membrane
Molecular function (GO): protein-membrane adaptor activity; signaling receptor binding
Source: RefSeq, a predicted model, not a curated record
ACCUCCACCACCUGGGAAAGCCUCUGCCUCGCCACAGGAGCUGUAACACGAGCAAAUGCCCUUGGGGUUGCAUUGAACUCAUCUUGGCGUAUAAAAUGCGGAGAAAGUGUUCUUAACAGUAACUCUUUCCGGCUUCAUUACUGUUUACAGGCUGUAAUUUUCUGCCAGGACGUCGCGUCGUCAGGUGUGCGCUGACUGGACGUGGUGGCAUCUGUUGUUGACGCCUCUUCACUCUCUCACCGGGUCGGACAGGAGGACACACGCCCCGCUGACGAGGAGAAUUAAGUGUUACGUGCGAGGAACAGCUUUCUAAUCUGUGAUCUCAGGGAUUACUCCUCCGGUGGACUGGACUUGGCCCCUGUCCGUGGUUUUUGGCCACUGUUUUACGCACGCCGUGCACCAUUUUUGCGUGCUCAUAAUUGCACCCCUGGCAUUUGCAUGAUGGAUUAAACACUCAUCAGUUUUAGCCUAGAUUUCGAUUGAUGCUCUCUGAACAAUCGUGGAUUAUUAAUGGACUCGCACCAUGCUAAAUGAUGAUGAUCGUCUGGUCACUGAGGCGCGCACCCGUACGUUGGAUUAAGAGCCACAGACUUGACACUGCGCUUGGAUCAAGCACCUGUUUAUUCUCCUGAGACACUCUGACCUGUUUUCCGUCUAUUGACGCGCUGGGAUGGAGGGCGAGCUGAGACCCAGGCUCUGUUUCCUGACCAAAGGGGAGCGCGGCUAUGGGUUUCACCUGCACGGUGAGCGGAAUAAAGGCGGCCAGUUCAUCCGCAAAGUGGAGCCCGGCUCCUCGGCCGACCUGGGCGGACUGCGACCAGGAGACCGGGUGGUGGAGGUGAACGGGGAGAAUGUGGAGAACGAAAGCCACCAUCAAGUGGUGAACCGUAUCCGUGAGGUGCCCCACCGCACCAGGCUGCUGGUGGUGGACCGAGACACGGAUGACUUCCUCCGCAGCCGUGGCUCGGCCUGCACCGAGGAUCUGGCCGUUGAGAUGGGAACCCUCUCCCCGCGCCCCUCGCCGGGGCCCACACCUUCCACCUCUCCCAUACCCAGAGAGAACUCACCCCUGUCGCCCAAACCCAACCACACACACUCAUUUCAGCCUCCAGCUGCAGACUCACCCGCACAGACCAUCACACAAGACCAGGUCAAGAGGUCCUCAUUGACAUCAAGCACAGCGACAGACACAGAGCUGCAGGUGCAGCCCUCACCAGCACCGCCAGCUGAACUCCUUCCCCGCCUGUGCCACCUGGUGAAGGGGGAGCACGGCUACGGCUUCAACCUGCACAGCAAUAAGACAAAGUGUGGACAGUUUGUGCGUUCGGUGGACCCCGGCUCAGCUGCUGAGAGUGCAGACGUCCGGGCUGGAGACAGACUUGUGGAGGUGAACGGAGUGAACAUAGAGGGCCUGAGGCACUCAGAGGUGGUGGCACUCAUUAGAGCAGGAGGGGAGGAAGUGCACCUCCUAGUGGUCGACCAGGAGACGGACGAGCUCUUCCACAGACUGGGGAUCACACCUGCCACCAGCCAUAUCAAAGAGGUCUAUGUGGAUGAUUUAACCACAGAAAGCGCCCCACCCACCCCCUCUCCAACCACUGAGCUCCACGCCACAGAUCCCCCAAUCAUAAACGUCACGCUGACAGACUCCCCAGUCACGACAACGUCUCCAAAAUCCCGGGCCAAUGGGAGCUCAGCAUCUCAGUCCUCAAGAAGUUCCACCACCCAAUCAGAGAUCAGCAGCUCGGACAUGAGCAUCCAGGUCCCCGAUGAGGACGACAGGCGUGUUUCGGACCCUUUCGUGGACAGCGGCCUGCGUCUGAGUCCCACGGCUGCUGAGGCUAAACAAAAGGCCCUCGCAGGCCGCAGCAAGAAGAGAGCACCUCCUAUGGACUGGAGCAAGAGACAAGAGAUCUUCAGCAACUUCUGACCCCAGAAUGUAACUAAGUACAUUUACUCAAGUACUGUACUUCAGUACAAAUUUGCAGUACUUGUACUUUGCUCGAGUAUGACUUUGUGCUUCUGCUCCACUACAUCUCAGAAGCAAUGAUGUUUGUCUGACAGAUAAUAUUGUGUUUCUUCACUGUAGUACUCUUAACUGCUGCACUGUAAUCUAAAUGGAAAAAGAGGCAGGCAGCAAUGUUCUACAAAUAAUCUUAAAUUCUGUUCUGUGUAAAACUGCAUUGUAAGAUAUGAAAUAGUGAUCUGUAGAUGCUUACUUCACAGUAUCUAUGAGGACAAAGACAUGUUCUGUGGAUGUGCCAGAAAUCUUAUAACAUGCUGUAUGAAACAAUGGCAUUAAUGACUGGCAGACCGUCUACUGAGAGACUCGUCCAUGCAAGUGGUGCCUGGUCAGCACACAGUGUUUCUCCUUAUUAAGUCAUGGUCAUUUCAUCAUGAGUGCUGACUAUGAGUGUGUAACAGCCUAUAUGCACUCUGCUGAUUUUGGGCUGUAUUUGGCUGUUGUCUUGCAUUUCCUUUUUGUAACUUUGGUCGAUUCUAUUUGUUUAAGGAAUAGUUUCAUGUCUUUUCAAAUCACAAUGAGCUAAAUGGAAGUCCUGGAGUAGUUGUCUUUAUAUUAACAUUUUGUCUUUCAGGUGUAAGGCUAAAUUAUCAAAUGAUGCUGGAUCACCUCAGUGCUUCUCUUCAAUGUUAGAGGGAUUUAUGUAAAUAACAAUAUUUGGAAAAACAGAUGGUUGACUGGAUAGAAAAAACUGUAGACACUCUGUUCUCUUGUAGCCUUUUGAGGAAUUUUCUCUCAAAUGUGCUUUGUUGAAAUGUAUCACAAUGUGAAAUAAACUUUGAGAAUAUGUGCAAAUACCACAACAGAAUGUCAGCAGUGCAGCGUGAAAUGUGCCAUCAGUUGGAUGAGCAUUCAUUUAAAAACCCAGUAUUCCUGUUAGAUGUCUUGAUCUAUCAUUAGGCCCUGCAGUGGCCAUGAAUGAGGUUGUGCCUCAUGGCAGACAGCACUGUUCUCUUGCUCUGACCUAGCGUACCUUAAAACUGCCUUUAAAUUCUGCAUUAACCCAAGCAAAAAGCUUGGGCUUUAUUAUUUAUUAUUAUUUUCACAGCAAGUAGCGAAGUGUACACCAUCUACAUCAUUACCAGAUAACAACAUGCAAACCAUGAUGUAGGAUUAUUAUGUUUCCAAGACACGCCACUCCUUCAUUCUGGUCAACAUGCCGUGUGCUUCUGUGAAGGGAGAGCCAAAGUUUUCUAUUUCACGAAGUCUGCUCUCUUUUAACCUGGCUAGAUCACCAUGGUAACGUAUGCUCCUUUAAAGCAGCUAUAAAAAGUGUCACCUUUUCACUAAUUCUUUUCCUGACAAUACUCCUUUUGAGCGAUACUGACUCAGCUGAGGGAAUACAUUGAGGGAAAACUGUGUGCGCCACACUGUAAACACUGCAAAUUUUACACUGCAUAUCAUCCAUACACUAACAAAAUGAUGGAGGCACAGUGACUAUACACACCACAUUGGAUGAUGUUUUUAUGUUUGCUCCUGAUUUGCUGCCAAGUCAUUUUUACAGUGCUGGCACUGCAGCUGAUAGAACACUGAUAGUGGAAAUUGUCAAAACUCAU